Boleophthalmus pectinirostris (great blue-spotted mudskipper) is the source of this 5706-nucleotide messenger RNA. RefSeq lists its product as uncharacterized. NCBI's taxonomy places the organism in Eukaryota, Metazoa, Chordata, Actinopteri, Gobiiformes, Gobiidae. The record is from RefSeq and is a predicted model, not a curated record. Gene Ontology annotation, molecular function: protein binding.
UCCAGCACCUACAACAUGGACCCACCUGGACCUGGCCCCGGCCCCGGGUCUAAACCCAAACCUAAACCUGCUCCCAGCUCUGUGUCUAUGAAAAGUGACCAGUCCAAAGACUAUCCUCUAGAUUUUAAAGAAGCUCCUCCUGAAGACCAGAGCUCCUACAACAUGGACCCACCUGGACCUGGACCCGGGUCUAAACCCAGACCUGAACCUGCUCCCAGCUCUGUGUCUCUGAAAAGUGAUGACUCCAAAAUUCUUCCUCCAGACUUUAGUGAAGAUCCUCCUGAAGACCAGAGCACCUACAACAUGGACCCACCUGGACCUGGCCCCGGGUCUAAACCCAGACCUGAACCUGCUCCCAGCUCUGUGUCUCUGAAAAGUGAUAAGUCCAAACACUAUCCUCCAGACUUUAAAGAAGCUCCUCCUGAAGACCAGAGCUCCUACAACAUGGACCCACCUGGACCUGGACCCGGGUCUAAACCCAGACCUGAACCUGCUCCCAGCUGUGUGUCUGUGAAAAGUGACCGCUCCAAAAAUUAUCCUCCAGACUUUGAAGAAGCUCCUCCUGAAGACCAGAGGGAGCCAGGCCCAAAGGAGCAGCUGGACGCCAUAUUCAGGCGUCUGGAGGAGGACGUCCUGACUUUUGUCAAAGAGCAGCUGCAGAGGCUCCACAGGCUCCUGGCCUCAGAUUACCCAGAAUGCUCUGAGAGUGAGGAGGAGGAGCAGAGCAGCAGAGAGGUUCUGAACAUCACCCUGGACUUCCUGAGGAGGAUGGACCAGGAGCAGCUGGCCCAGCACCUGCAGAACAAAAACACUGUUGGAGUUUGUAGAGAUGAACUGAAGAGGCAUCUGCAGCAGAGGUUCAGUCGUGUGUUUGACGGUGUGGCUAAAGCAGGAGACUCCGCCCUUCUGACCCAGAUCUACACAGACCUCUACAUCACAGAGGGCGGAGCCUCAGAGGUCAAUCAGGAACAUGAGGUCAGACUCCUGGAAACCACAUUCAAGAGACCGACCGCUCCAGAGACCGCAAUCACACGUGAAGAGCUCUUUAAAGCUAUCCCACAUUCACCAGAGCCAAUCAGAUUUGUGCUGACGAAGGGCGUGGCCGGCGUGGGGAAAACAGUGCUGACUCAGAAGUUCAGUCUGGACUGGGCUGAAGGCCGGGCCCACCAGGACCUCCAGCUGCUGUUCCCGUUCACUUUCAGAGAGCUCAAUGUGCUCAGAGACACACAGUUCAGCCUGGUGGAGCUGCUGCACCACUUCUUCAGUCCAUCCAAACAUCUCUGCAGCUUCCAACAGCUCCAGGUGCUCUUCAUCUUUGACGGUCUGGACGAGUGCAGACUUCCUCUGGACUUCAGCCGAACCCGAGUCCUGACCGACCCCACAGAGUCCACCUCAGUGCACGUGCUGCUGGUGAACCUCAUCAGGGGAAACCUGCUUCCCUCCGCUCUCCUCUGGAUAACCACGCGCCCCGCUGCGGCCAAUCAGAUCCCUGCUGAGUGCGUCUCCAUGGUGACGGAGGUGCGAGGGUUUGGCGACCCGCAGAAGGAGCAGUACUUCAGGAAGAGGUUCAGAGACCAGGCCACAGCCGUCAUCUCCCACAUCAAGAGCAUCCGCAGUCUCCACAUCAUGAGCCACAUCCCGAUCUUCUGCUGGAUCAUCUCCACAGUUCUACAGAAACUUCUGGAACAAACAGAACCAGAGCUGCCCCGGACUCUCACACAGAUGUACGUCCACUUCCUGGUGGUGCAGGCCAAAGUCCAGAACAUCAAGUAUCACCAGGGAUCAGGGGAGGACCUUCACUGGACUUCAGAGACCAGGAAGAUGGUGAAGUCUCUGGGAAAACUGGCCUUUGAGCAGCUGCAGAAAGGAAACCUGAUCUUCUACGAGAGUGACCUGAGCGAGUGUGGGCUGGACGCUGCAGCGGCCUCAGUGUACUCCGGAGUGUUCACACAGAUCUUUAGAGAGGAGCCAGGCCUGUACCAGGACAAGGUCUACUGCUUCAUCCAUCUGAGUGUGCAGGAGUUUCUGGCUGCUCUUCACGUCCAUCAGACCUUCAUCAACUCUGGAGUCAAUCUGCUGGAGACACCACACUCCUCUGAGAUUCUUAUUUCAAAAAGAAAAAAAGGUUCCAAGAAAACAAAGAAACAUUUCAAAUUGACAAUGAAGACAAAAAAGUAUGUGGCAGGUUUCUACUGCUCUGCUGUGGACCAGGCCUUACAGAGUCCAAACGGACACCUGGACCUGUUCCUGCGCUUCCUCCUGGGACUGUCUCUGCCGACCAAUCAGAGGCUGCUGCAGGGUCUGCUGACUCAAACAGGAAGUGAAGAGACCAAUCAGGAGACAGUAAAGUACAUCAAACAGAAGCUGAAUGAAAAGGGUCUGUCUGCAGAGAGAAGUCUGAACCUGCUCCACUGUCUGAACGAACUGAACGACCAAAGUCUGUUGAAGCAGAUACAGAGAUACGUGAGAGAAGGAGAGCUCUCCAGGUUAAGGUCUCCUGCUGAGUGGUCGACUUUGUCCUUCCUCUUACUGUCCUCAGACUCAGACCUGGAGGAGUUUGAUCUGAGGAAAUACCAGCGCUCAGAGACAGCUCUCCUGAAUCUGCUGCCGGUGGUCAGAGCCUCCACCAAAGUCCUUCUUUGUGGCUGUGGUCUGUCUCCUCACAGCUGUGCUCCUCUGGCCUCAGUCCUCAGCUCCUCCAGUCUCACACAUCUGGAUCUCACUAACAACGACCUCCAGGACUCAGGAGUGGAGCUGCUGUGUUCUGGACUGAAGAGCGCCCCCUGCAGACUGGAGACUCUCAGGCUGUCUGGAUGUCUGGUCUCAGAGAGGGGCGGGGCUGCUCUGGCCUCAGCUCUGAGCUCCGCCUCCUCCCACCUGAGAGAGUUAGACCUCAGCUACAACCAUCCAGGACCCUCAGCAGAGCUCCUGACCGCUCUACGGGACGACCCCCACUGCCCCCUGCAGUCUCUCAGGUUGGAUCCUGCUGGAGAACAGUGGAUGGUCCCAGGUCUGAGGAAGUAUUCCUGUGAGUUUUCUCUGGAUCCAAACACAGCUCACAGAAACAUCAAACUGUCUGAGGACAAACGGACAGUGACCUGUGUGACAAAGGAGCAGCAGUAUCCAGAUCAUGAGGACAGAUUUACAGACUAUCGUCAGGUCCUGAGCUGCACUGGCCUGAGGGGGCGCUGUUACUGGGAGGUUCAGUGGGGCGGAGCGAUGGUUGAUGUAGUAGUGAGUUACAGAGGAAUCAGACGGAGAGGACCAAAUAAGGAGUGUUGGUUUGGAGGCAACGAUCAGUCCUGGAAUCUGAGGAUCCAUGAGGGGAAUUACUAUUUAUAUCACAACAACAGACAAACCCACCUCUCCUCCUCCUCCUCCGCCGUCCCCCGUUUCUCAGGUCGAGUGUCUGUGUUCCUGGACUCUGAGGCUGGAUCUCUGUCCUUCUAUGAGGUUCUCUCUGAUGGAAAACUGUUCCACCUCCACACCUCCAGCUCCUCCUUCACUGAGCCUCUGUUUCCUGGGUUUUCAGUGUGGAGAAAUGGUUCCUCUGUCUGUGUUGGAUCUGAGGAGAACACUUCUCUGACUCUAAUGAUAUACAUCUACAACAUGGACCCACCUGGACCUGACUGUGGGUCUAGACCCAGACUUAAACCUGCUCCCAGCUCUCGGUCUCUGAAACAUGAUGAUUCCAAAGACGUUCCUCCAAACUUUAGAGAAGAUCCUCCUGAAGACCAGAGCAUCUACAACAUGGACCCACCUGGACCUGACCGUGGGUCUAAGCACAGACCUAAACCUGCUCCCAGCUCUCGGUCUCUGAAACAUGAUGAUUCCAAAGACGUUCCUCCAAACUUUAGAGAAGAUCCUCCUGAAGACCAGAGUACACUUCUUUAUAUAGUCGAUGAUACAGCCCCACUGUGGCGCAAAUAUAAGAAGGCCACACUGCAAAAGCUCAAAGUAUCUUCUAAUGAUGUCCUCAGAAUGCUGCUGAAAAAGUCCAGGACUCUCAUGACAAACCUGGUGUAUAAAUCCAUCUGUGGCCUAAAUGAGUCUGUGAACUCUGUGGUGGUGAUGUUGGGAGCCAGGCCCAAAGGAGCAGCUGGACGCCAUAUUCAGGGUGAGUACCCCACGAGCGCAGCAUGUGUGGGGUUCUCUGGGUGCUCCUCAGCGUCUGGAGGAGGACGUCCUGACUUUUGUCAAAAAGAGCAGCUGCAGAGGCUCCACAGGCUCCUGGCCUCAGAUUACCCAGAAUGCUCUGAGAGUGAGGAGGAGGAGCAGAGCAGCAGAGAGGUUCUGAACAUCACCCUGGACUUCCUGAGGAGGAUGGACCAGGAGCAGCUGGCCCAGCGCCUGCAGAACAAGGUCAGAGGGUUCACCAACCCACAGAAGGAGCAGUACUUCAGGAAGAGGUUCAGAGACCAGGCCACAGCCGUCAUCUCCCACAUCAAGAGCAUCCGCAGCCUCCACAUCAUGAGCCACAUGCCGAUCUUCUGCUGGAUCCUCUCCACAGUUCUACAGAAACUUCUGGAACAAACAAAGAGACCAGAGCUUCCCGGGACUCUCACACAGAUGUACGUCCCACUUCCUGGUGGUGCAGGCCAAAAGGUCAGAGGGUUCACCAACCCACAGAAGGAGCAGUACUUCAGGAAGAGGUUCAGAAAUCAGGCCACAGCCGUCAUCUCCCACAUCAAGAGCAUCCGCAGCCUCCACAUCAUGAGCCACAUGCCGAUCUUCUGCUGGAUCCUCUCCACAGUUCUACAGAAACUUCUGGAACAAACAAAGAGACCAGAGCUUCCCGGGACUCUCACACAGAUGUACGUCCACUUCCUGGUGGUGCAGGCCAAAGUCCAGAAAAUCAAGCCUUACAGAGUCCAAACGGACACCUUGGACCUGUUCCUGCGCUUCCUCCUGGGACUGUCUCUGCCGACCAAUCAGAGGCUGCUGCAGGGUCUGCUGACUCACACAGGAAGUGAAGAGACCAAUCAGGAGACAGUAGAGUACAUCAAAAAGAAGCUGGAUGAAAAGGGUCUGUCUGUAGAGAGAAGUCUGAACCUGCUCCACUGUCUGAACGAACUGAACGACCAAAGUCUGGUGCAGCAGAUACAGAGAUACAUGAGAGAAGGAGAGCUCUUCUGGUUAAGUUCUCCUGCUCAGUGGUCGGCUUUGUCCUUCCUCUUACUGUCCUCAGACUCAGACCUGGAGGAGUUUGAUCUGAGGAAAUACCAGCGCUCAGAGACAGCUCUCCUGGGUCUGCUGCCGGUGGUCAGAGCCUCCACCAAAGUCCUUCUUUGUGGCUGUGGUCUGUCUCCUCACAGCUGUGCUCCUCUGGCCUCAGUCCUCAGCUCCUCCAGUCUCACACAUCUGGAUCUCACUAACAACGACCUCCAGGACUCAGGAGUGGAGCUGCUGUGUUCUGGACUGAAGAGCGCCCCCUGCAGACUGGAGACUCUCAGGCUGUCUGGAUGUCUGGUCUCAGAGAGGGGCGGGGCUGCUCUGGCCUCAGCUCUGAGCUCCGCCUCCUCCCACCUGAGAGAGUUAGACCUCAGCUACAACCAUCCAGGACCCUCAGCAGAGCUCCUGACCGCUCUACGGGACGACCCCCACUGCCCCCUGCAGUCUCUCAGGUUGGAUCCUGCUGGAGAACAGUGGAUGGUCCCAGGUCUGAGGAAGUGUGAGUCUCUGUAUCUCAUAAUCUUUGUGAUUUGA